UAUUACACCCAACACUGUCCCAAUCUAUGAAUUUCCCUUAUUCAAUCACUAGCCAUUUUCUUUUUCUUUUUUUAAAAAAGAAAGUAAUAUUUAGAAAAUAGGAUUUUUUUUUCUUAAAAAAAAAACUAAGAGGUAAACAAGCAUCUCUGCUUUUUGGGUUCUGGAAUAUUAACUUUCACUUGCUCUCUUUGCAUUCUAGCCGCACUUUCGUUGUUUCUUUCUAGCUCUCUGGCUCAAAGAUUGAACAUUGAAACUCCUUGUUUUUUUUUAAUAGAAACUGAAGAGGAGUUUUGUUGUUGUUGCUUGAAAUGGGGAAGGGUUCAAAGAUCAAUUGCAAGUCAGCAUCACAUAAGCUAUUUAAGGACAAGGCAAAGAAUCGUGUAGAUGAUCUACAGGGGAUGUUCAUGGAUCUGCAAUUUGCUAGGAAAGAAAGCCGUAGUGUUGAUGUGGCUGUUCUUGAGGAGCAAGUUCAUCAGAUGCUUAGGGAAUGGAAAGCUGAGCUCAAUGAGCCAUCUCCAGCUUCUUCUUUGCAACAUGGUGCAAGUCUUGGGUCGUUCUCGUCAGAUAUUUGUAGGUUGUUGCAGCUUUGUGAGGAGGAAGAUGAUGCCACUAGUGCAUUAGCUGCACCUAAGCCUGAGCCUAAUGAUCACAGUUUGCAAAUUGGGAAUAAUGUGGUCUUUCAGGAGGAAUUUGGUGUGAAUCAGGGGCAACAAAACCACAGCUUCCCAUUUGUUGAUCAAUGCAAAGAAUCUCCUUCUGGAGUUCAUGGCAUGGUGGUUAACAACUUAGAAGGAGGUGCUCAGUUGGAAUUCCAUCAUUUUGAUUUGUCUCAAAAUUAUGAGUCAAACUUCUAUGCUGACUUUAAUAGCACAGAUUUGUGUGCUGAGGAUGGUGUGCCUCAGGUUUCUGGAUAUCUGCCAAGCAUUUGUCCUCCACCUUCUGCUUUCUUAGGCCCAAAAUGUGCACUUUGGGAUUGUCCAAGGCCUGCUCAAGGAGGAUUAGACUGGUGUCAAGACUACUGCAGUAGUUUUCACCAUGCUCUGGCAUUAAAUGAAGGCCCACCCGGAAUGAGUCCUGUUCUGCGACCUGGGGGCAUUGGCCUGAAGGAUGGUCUGCUCUUUGCUGCUCUAAGUGCAAAGGCUCAAGGGAAAGAUGUUGGUAUUCCAGAAUGCGAGGGAGCUGCAACUGCAAAAUCUCCAUGGAAUGCACCUGAGCUCUUUGAUCUUUCAGUUCUUGAGGGUGAGACUAUCAGGGAAUGGCUAUUCUUUGAUAAGCCACGUAGAGCGUUUGAGAGUGGGAAUAGAAAGCAAAGGUCUUUGCCCGACUACAGUGGACGUGGUUGGCAUGAAUCAAGGAAGCAAGUGAUGAAUGAAUUUGGAGGGCUUAAGAGAUCAUAUUAUAUGGAUCCGCAACCACUGAACACUUUUGAGUGGCAUCUUUAUGAAUAUGAGAUUAACAAGUGUGAUGCUUGUGCUUUGUACAGAUUGGAACUGAAGGCUGUUGACGGAAAGAAGGGUGCCAAAGGUAAAAUAACAAAUGAAUCAGUUGCCGAUCUGCAGAAGCAGAUGGGAAGACUUACUGCUGAGUUCCCCUCUGAUAACAAGCGAUCUGUUAAAGGAAGAACAAAAGUGAGCGUUAAGGUUGGUGUAGGAAAUGUUUAUUCAACUACAAAUCGGGUGGUGCCAACAAAUGAAACAUAUGAUUAUGAGCUAGGUCCAUACAAUUAUCUUGUCGAUAAUCUAGGCGACUAUUAUGUGACUUGAUGGAAGUACCUUUGAUGCGGAACAAGCUACACUUAUUUAGGUACAUUAGCUGAAGCGAUGUCUUACUAUUGGUGGUUGGUCCUCAGUUUUUCGUCGUCAAUAACAUGAAUCAAGCCCUUUUUCGGGCCAUGAAUUGUGCAUAGUUCAUUUUCACAUGGGAGUGCUGCCUGCGCUACAACUGCUGUGGAUGCCAGGGCAUAUUCUAACCCAAAGCUGAAGAAAAAUGGCUGUUUUUCAUCGGUCCAUUUUCUUAACUGGUACGUUAUUGGUGAACGCUGGAUAUCACUUGGUGUCACCGCAAUACUAAAGCUAUGGAUGCAAAAUAUAGCAAAAUUAUUGUACUGACCUAUUUUUGGGGUUUUGAGACUUUAUACUGAUUAUGCCUCUAGUAUGCUGCUAAUGGGAGAUACGAUUGCAAUAUGUAACUUCCAUUAUGCUAAGAAAUACAAUAUCUGUUUAGACGGUUGGAGUAGAGUUUCAGAGUCAGCUCGCUCUGUAAUUUGUAAAUAAUUAUUCCUGUCCUAUUUAGCGGACCUUAUUUGCAA
Molecule: messenger RNA, 2308 nt
Organism: Ricinus communis (castor bean)
Lineage: Eukaryota; Viridiplantae; Streptophyta; Magnoliopsida; Malpighiales; Euphorbiaceae
Product: transcription factor VOZ1
Exons: 5
Coding region: 309-1763 (484 amino acids)
Biological process (GO): positive regulation of long-day photoperiodism, flowering; regulation of DNA-templated transcription
Source: RefSeq, a predicted model, not a curated record